AUGCCUAUCACCAAGAUCCACGCCCGCUCUGUCUACGACUCCCGCGGCAACCCCACCGUUGAGGUGGAUGUUGUCACCGAGACUGGUCUGCACCGUGCUAUUGUCCCCUCCGGUGCUUCCACUGGCCAGCACGAGGCUCACGAGCUCCGUGACGGCGACAAGACCCAUUGGGGUGGCAAGGGUGUUCUCAAGGCUGUCCAGAACGUCAACGAGACCAUUGCCCCUGCCGUCAUCAAGGAGAAUCUUGACGUGAAGGACCAGUCCAAGGUCGACGAGUUCCUCAACAAGCUUGAUGGAUCCGCCAACAAGUCCAACCUCGGUGCUAACGCCAUCCUCGGUGUCAGCUUGGCCAUUGCCAAAGCUGGUGCUGCUGAGAAGGGUGUCCCUCUCUAUGCUCACAUCUCCGACCUCGCCGGUACCAAGAAGCCCUAUGUGCUUCCCGUUCCCUUCCAGAACGUCCUGAACGGUGGCUCCCACGCUGGUGGCCGCCUGGCUUUCCAGGAAUUUAUGAUUGUCCCUGACUCAGCCCCCUCUUUCUCCGAGGCUCUCCGCCAAGGUGCUGAGGUUUACCAGAAGCUCAAGGCUCUUGCCAAGAAGAAGUACGGCCAGUCUGCUGGUAAUGUUGGUGACGAGGGUGGUGUUGCCCCCGAUAUUCAGACUGCCGAGGAGGCUCUCGACCUCAUCACCGAGGCCAUCGAACAGGCAGGCUACACUGGCCAGAUCAAGAUUGCUAUGGACGUUGCUUCCAGCGAGUUCUACAAGACUGAUGUCAAGAAGUAUGACUUGGACUUCAAGAACCCCGAGAGCGACUCUUCCAAGUGGCUCACCUACGAGCAGCUGGCCGACCUGUACAAGGAGCUUGCCAGCAAGUACCCCAUUGUCAGCAUUGAGGACCCCUUCGCUGAAGACGAUUGGGAGGCCUGGAGCUACUUCUACAAGACCUCCGAUUUCCAGAUUGUUGGUGAUGAUUUGACCGUCACCAACCCCCUGCGUAUCAAGAAGGCCAUUGAGACCAAGGCUUGCAACGCCCUUUUGCUGAAGGUUAACCAGAUCGGUACCCUUACCGAAUCCAUCCAGGCCGCCAAGGACUCCUACGCCGAUAACUGGGGUGUUAUGGUUUCCCACCGCUCUGGUGAGACCGAGGAUGUCACCAUUGCCGACAUCGCUGUUGGUCUCCGUUCUGGCCAGAUCAAGACUGGUGCCCCUGCCCGUUCCGAGCGUUUAGCCAAGCUGAACCAGAUCCUCCGUAUCGAGGAGGAGCUUGGCGACAACGCCGUCUACGCCGGCUCCAAGUUCCGCACCGCUGUCAACCUGUAAAUGAACCGUAUGAUUCUAUGACGCCCACCAACCAACCUUGCACAUUAUCGACAGAUGGUUGGACUCGGGACCGCACUACAACAUACCCGGGUUCCGCUACAUGUAGCUUCAAUCUAGCUGCACAAAGCGCUACAGAUGAUAUUCUCUUAAGAUUUAUGAUGACGAUUUCAUAGGCCAGUUAUAUUGGCAGUAAUGCAAUAAAAAGUGCGGGAAAAAAUCUGGAAACAUAGACUGCCGAUGUAGAUCAUUUAACGUUAGUAGUUGUGUAGCCACUUCUCAGAGUGGUGUCAAUUGACAAACAUGAACAGUAUCGAGGCACGUGACCAUAUGCCCCACCACCAGUUUGUUUUAAUCGUGAAGGUAUUGCGAGGGACGGCACUCUUGCCCACAUCAACAUCGCUUUCAGUUUGUUACUCUCCCACGACGGCCCUCCUUUUGGGACACUCGGCACUUGAUCGCCCUGUGUCUGAGCCACUAGACGCUUGAAACCUUUAUCGCUAUAUACGUUUUGGACUUAGCCAUGGCGCCAGAACGGUGGGGUAAGGAUACUCGAAUUUUGUGAUCUUUUGAACACAGGCUACUU
Aspergillus alliaceus is the source of this 1900-nucleotide messenger RNA. RefSeq names its product enolase acuN (gene aspf22). Bases 1 to 1317 code for a protein of 438 amino acids. Gene Ontology annotation, cellular component: phosphopyruvate hydratase complex. The transcript has 5 exons. Gene Ontology annotation, molecular function: magnesium ion binding; phosphopyruvate hydratase activity. Gene Ontology annotation, biological process: glycolytic process. The record is from RefSeq and is a predicted model, not a curated record. NCBI's taxonomy places the organism in Eukaryota, Fungi, Ascomycota, Eurotiomycetes, Eurotiales, Aspergillaceae.